GCCUCUCUGCUCCUAUGAUGCUGCUUGGCCUGCUGUGUUCAUCCAGCCCUGCACCUUGUUGUCUCGGAUUCUCCAGCAUCUGCAGUUCCUACUAUCUCCUAUUGAAUACCUACUUGUUUCCACUUUUAUACUCUGCUAGUGACUGAAUUUCCUCCUCUUUCACCAUAACCUAGUUCCCAGCAGACAAUUUGCUAUUAGAUUGCUAAUUAACUCUGCAUCAUUACACAAUAAUACGUCUCUACUCAAUGUCCCUUUCCUAUUUGUCAGCUGUAUGUCUCAAUGUUUCUCUGAUAUCCCUGUCUCAUUCUCCCUGAAAGUGAUGGAUGGAAGGAAGAUUUUGAAUUUAUCCAAACUCUUUUGUGACCUCAAGAGGCAACCAUUCAGUUCUGUAGAAGUGUCACUGGACGCAAAAUGUUAUCUCUGCCUUAUCUCCACAGAUGCUGCCAGCUCUGCUGAGUUUCUCCAGCAAUUUCUGCUUUUGUUUCCAGCAAUGAUUAAGGGACAAAAAUUGUCAGGGGAAAAUGCCCUCUUCAACAAAGUGCCACAGGUUCUUCCAGCAUUCCUUCAGAAUUGCACCAAUCUUUCAGCCUGGGCUUUGUGCUCAAAUCUCUGGAAGAGACUCUAACACAUGAGCUUCUGUCUCAAAAUGAGAUGCAAUUCACUGAGUCACAGCUGACAUCUUACACUUGUAGAUGAGUGUAAAAUCUGCUUAUGCUGUCAACACAGCCACACACAAUUUGUGAAACUUUGUAUUUUAGCAGUGCUAGUGAGUGAUUGUGUAUCAGUGUCUGAACCCGGAUGCUAAGUGAUUUCUCUAUACUGCUGGCUUUUCUGUGACCAGGUGAUGGGUUACAUGUACAGGAUUCCAGUGGAAAAGAGAAAAUCCGUGGACACUUCCAAAAUGGAAGAGGAACUUAAAGUUCAACUCAGCAAGUUCGACCAGAAAUUGGCUGAUUCGAAGACUCGUUUCUUUGGUGGUGACUCUGUGACAAUGAUUGACUACUGGAUUUGGCCCUGGUUUGAGCGCAUGGAAGCCCUUGAAUUCAACAAGCUCCUGGAACAGAUGCCAACACUCAAGCACUGGAUGCAACUCAUGCAGCAAGAUCCUGCAACCAAGGCCACUGGCUAUAGCACUGAUAUCUACAGAGAAUUCUACGAGCUGUACUUGCAGGGUAACCCUGAAGCCUGUGACUACCAUCUCUGAGAAGAAUCACCCCUAGUUAGACUCAGUAGAGCACAUAAGCAUCUGCUCCCUACUUUAGACAGCACACAGCAUGACAUCAACAGUUUGAUAUAAACUGAUUCAGGAGUCACACCAAAUGUUCUCCCAACUCCCGAUUCAAUCCAACUUUGCAUUACUCCUGGAGAUAGGGAAAAUUAAACUUGCAAAAGCUGGAAGCCAGAAAUAGGACUGAGAAUACAGGGCCAGCAGGAGUUAGAUGGGAAUUAAACACAGGGUGAAUGGUUGUCAUCCAUUCUCUGACCUUCGUUCCCAAUGUUGACAUACCUGCUCUCUCACAGACAGCGUGCACUGGCAUUAUUUUUAGAUUGUCCUCUAAUUGCCUCUGGGGAAAUGAGUCUACACAACCAAAACUGGCUGCUGAAUUCACAAACUCUGGUUUAUUUUGGCUGCCUGCCUUUUACUGAGCAGCAUCUGAUUGGAGAUAUUCAGUAAACUGACCUCUCCCCUUGGGAUAUUUUAAAAAGAAUACUUUCCUGUUUUUGUUUCAGUGUGACAAUAUUCUUCUGCCUGUUCCACUGCUCUGAGCAGUCUGGGUAGAAAUUUGUCUUUGUCACAUUUUUAUGGUCUUCCUAAAUGAUCAUGAAUCCCCAGGAACUUGUCCUGGUGUCAAGACACAAAUAUUCAGGGUUCCUUUUAUAUCCUAGAACCAUGCUCCUUUCUCCAAAACGCUCACAACUUUGCUAAACCGUGGAAAUCCCGUGCAGUGCUGGAUAUAUCAAUCUAGCCACACACAUUCUCGCUGAGAUGUUUCUGUUCCUAUUUUGGACUGUCCAACUUCCUGUUUCACCACCUUUUGAUUUCAACCCCACCAUCAUACCAUUGGCAUUGUCACCAUUCCCUAUCUGAAGGCAGAUUCCCGAUUACCCACUCCCCAUUCAUACUGCCCAGGCUGCAGAAGAGCACAGUGUGAUCCUGGUGAAGCUUUUAAUGCCCCAAUGUCCCUGCUGCCAAUGUCUUGAUGAAAAUUGUAGACAGAAUAAAAGAUGCCAUAAAGAGA
This is a messenger RNA of Rhincodon typus (whale shark), 2240 nucleotides long. Its product is annotated as glutathione S-transferase omega-1-like. Gene Ontology annotation, molecular function: glutathione dehydrogenase (ascorbate) activity; glutathione transferase activity. Bases 845 to 1204 code for a protein of 119 amino acids. Gene Ontology annotation, cellular component: cytoplasm. The record is from RefSeq and is a predicted model, not a curated record. Gene Ontology annotation, biological process: glutathione metabolic process. The transcript is spliced from 3 exons. Lineage: Eukaryota; Metazoa; Chordata; Chondrichthyes; Orectolobiformes; Rhincodontidae.